UUUACCUUAAGUAAAAUCAUUAUAUAUGUUUAGUUGCCACUAAAAUGAGUUUUAUUCAGUGAUUACCUUUGUAUUUUUAAUGAAGUGUUCUUCUGGAAAUGAGACCAUUUGGUAGAUAGCUGCAAAGGGCCAGGAUGAAAUGAAUUUUUGCAAACUGGAAAUUUAUUUGCUAUUAGGGAUUGACAACAGAUACCAAAAAUAAUUCUUUUUGCCUGAUUAAAUAUGAUAAUUUUGAUUACUCUUAUUUUGAAUUAGAAGUCAAUUUCCCAAUGUUUCUGUCAUAUUUUCUACCUUAUCAUUAAAACCAAUUCCUUGAGCACCCCAAAGGCUUAAGUCUUUCUCUUUGGAAACAUGUGCUCUCCACAAUAUUAUUCAAGGAAAUUUAUUGUUCUCCCAUGGUUUAUAAGGUCAAUAUCAGAAUUAAUGAAUAAUAACAUCUUAACCUUAAGCAUUUUACAUCCAACAACAUCCAUACUCAAUGUGCAUGUGUAGUGGUGGUUCUAAAAUCAAUGUUGUGAAUUCCUCAUUCUUGUUCAACUAAAGUAUGGUGCUGCUCUAGCUAAAGUUUCAAGGCCUCAUGUAUGGAACGGCUCGGUUAAACCUAACUGCAGCAUCUUCAAGGACUAUUAAGUCCAGGAUGACUGUUUCUGCAGCUCCUCCAUUUAGAUGUUCAGAACAUGCAGAGAAACAGAAGGAGUUUUAUUCAAAAUUAGAGGAGAAACAUAAAGCAAUGGAAGCUGAGAAAAGCCAGAGUGAAGCAAGGACCAAGAUCUUAAUAUUUGAAGGAAGACAUAGAGGUGGUGGUCAAGCCAUUCAGAAAGAGUUUAUCUUUUAUGGGGAACCCAAUGCGAAGCUUCUACCAUGAGGGACUACCAUCAAAAGCUGACCUGAGAAAGGUAUUGCAUGGUUUUGUUUGUUCUUCUUGUCAUAUGAAAGUUUAGGAUUCUGAGAUGCCAUGCAAACCACUUUCUCCACAAAGCUGCUGAGAAAUUUUGACUUUUUAAUUGAUGAAUAGAAGCAUAAAAGCAUAAGUGUAGGGUUCAUCUAUUACAAAAUUAUUUUCUCCUAUA
Molecule: messenger RNA, 1070 nt
Organism: Mangifera indica (mango)
Lineage: Eukaryota; Viridiplantae; Streptophyta; Magnoliopsida; Sapindales; Anacardiaceae
Product: protein WVD2-like 3
Exons: 4
Coding region: 578-865 (95 amino acids)
Biological process (GO): microtubule cytoskeleton organization
Molecular function (GO): microtubule binding
Source: RefSeq, a predicted model, not a curated record